Orycteropus afer afer is the source of this 1383-nucleotide messenger RNA. It is a transcript of the gene ALDH3A1, whose product is annotated as aldehyde dehydrogenase 3 family member A1. The coding region runs from base 1 to 1383 and encodes 460 amino acids. The record is from RefSeq and is a predicted model, not a curated record. NCBI's taxonomy places the organism in Eukaryota, Metazoa, Chordata, Mammalia, Tubulidentata, Orycteropodidae. Gene Ontology annotation, molecular function: aldehyde dehydrogenase (NAD+) activity. Gene Ontology annotation, biological process: aldehyde metabolic process. The transcript is spliced from 10 exons. Gene Ontology annotation, cellular component: cytoplasm.
AUGAGUAAAAUCAGAGACGCAGUGAAGCGUGCCAGAGCAGCCUUCAACUCUGGCAAGACGCGCCCGCUGCAGUUUCGGAUGCAGCAGUUGGAGGCGCUGCAGCGUAUGAUCAAGGAGCGUGAAAAGGACAUCGCUGAGGCACUGGGCGCCGACCUCAAGAAGAAUGAAUGGAAUGCCUACUAUGAGGAGGUGGUGUAUGUCGUGGAGGAGAUUGAUUUAAUGAUCAAGAAGCUCCCUGAGUGGGCAGCAGAUGAGCCUGUGGAGAAGACUCCCCAGGCCCUUCAAGAUGAGCUCUACAUCCACUCAGAACCCCUGGGUGUGGUCCUCAUCAUUGGCACCUGGAACUACCCAUUCAACCUCACCAUCCAGCCCAUGGUGGGCGCCAUUGCUGCAGGGAAUGCGGUGGUUCUCAAGCCUUCGGAGCUGAGUGAUAACAUGGCAUGCCUGCUGGCCACCAUCAUUCCUCAGUACCUGGACAAGGAUUUAUACCCAGUGAUCAACGGGGGUGUCCCUGAGACCACGGAGGUGCUCAAGGAGAGGUUUGACCACAUCUUGUACACAGGAAGCACAGGUGUGGGGAAGAUUGUCAUGACAGCCGCUGCCAAACACCUGACCCCUGUGACACUAGAGCUGGGAGGAAAGAGCCCCUGCUAUGUGGACAAGGACUGUGAUUUGGACAUCGCCUGCAGGCGCAUCACCUGGGGAAAAUUCAUGAACAGCGGGCAGACCUGUGUAGCCCCGGAUUACAUCCUCUGUGACCCCUCUAUCCAGGGCCAAAUCGUGGAGAAGAUCAAAAAGUGCCUGAAAGAGUUCUAUGGGGAAGAUGCCCAGAAGUCCCGAGAUUACGGGAAAAUCAUCAAUUCCCUUCACUUUGAGAGGGUGAUGGGCCUAAUAGAGGGCCAGAAAAUCGCUCUUGGGGGCACCGGGGAUCCAGCUGCCCACUACAUAGCCCCAACCAUCCUUAUGGACGUGGACCCCCAGUCCCCAGUGAUGCAAGAGGAGAUCUUUGGGCCAGUGUUGCCCAUUGUGUGUGUGCGCAGCCUAGACGAAGCCAUCCAGUUCAUCAACCAGCGGGAGAAGCCCUUGGCUCUCUAUGUAUUCUCCCACAACAACCAGGUGAUUAAGAAGAUGAUUGCAGAGACCUCCAGUGGUGGGGUGACAGCCAAUGACGUCAUCGUCCACAUCACUGUACAUUCGUUGCCCUUUGGGGGUGUUGGGUACAGCGGCAUGGGCUCCUACCAUGGCAAGAAGAGCUUCGAGACAUUCUCCCACCGCCGCUCUUGCCUGGUGAGGCCUCUGCUGAAUGAUAAGGCCCAGAAAGCCAGAUACCCACCAACUCCAUCUAAGGAUCCUGCAUGGGUCCUGGAUCUCCCCUCUCCAUGA